This is a messenger RNA of Myotis brandtii (Brandt's bat), 1800 nucleotides long. RefSeq names its product splA/ryanodine receptor domain and SOCS box containing 3 (gene SPSB3). The coding region runs from base 198 to 1346 and encodes 382 amino acids. The record is from RefSeq and is a predicted model, not a curated record. The transcript has 6 exons. Gene Ontology annotation, cellular component: SCF ubiquitin ligase complex. Gene Ontology annotation, molecular function: protein binding. Lineage: Eukaryota; Metazoa; Chordata; Mammalia; Chiroptera; Vespertilionidae. Gene Ontology annotation, biological process: proteasome-mediated ubiquitin-dependent protein catabolic process.
CCUGCUGGAGGGAGGGGGCCUGGUUCUACCGAAGGCGCUCCCAGCCUAGAAAGCGGUGCCUGCGUUCAUCCGCCGACAGCGCUGGCCUGUGCCUGCCGGGGUCCCCGCUGGGGGACAGUUCCUGUCCUGGAGACUUCGUUCCGGGGGAGAACUAGGCAGUAGAUACUCAGAAAUCGAGACAGACUAUCCUGUCCACCAUGGCCAGGCGCCCGCGGAGCAGCAGAGCAUGGCAUUUUGUCCUGAGUGCAGCCCACCGAGACGCAGAUGCCCGGGCCAUGGCUCUGGCAGGGACCACUACCUGGGGCUAUGACUCUGAUGGGCAGCACAGUGACUCUGACUCUGACCCUGAGUACUCGUCCCUGCCAGCAUCCAUCCCCAGUGCUGUGCCUGUGACGGGUGAGUCCUUCUGCAACUGUGAUAAUCAGAGCGAGGCCUCCUUCUGCAGCAGCCUGCACACAGCUGCGCACCGGGGCAAGGACUGCCGCUGUGGGGAGGAAGAUGAGUAUUUUGAUUGGGUCUGGGAUGACUUGAAUAAGUCCUCAGCCACCCUGCUGAGCUGUGACAACCGGAAGGUCAACUUCCAUGUGGAGUACAGCUGCGGCACAGCGGCCAUCCGAGGCACCAAGGAACUAGGGGAGGGGCAGCACUUCUGGGAGAUCAAGAUGACCUCACCUGUGUACGGCACUGAUAUGGUAAGUGACAGGCAGGGCCGUGGGGGGAGGAGCUCUGCUGGUGUCCUGGCCCCGGCCCCCCUCUGCCUGGCCUGUUGUCUCCAGAUGGUGGGCAUUGGGACGUCGGAUGUGGACCUGGACAAGUACCACCACACGUUCUGCAGCCUGCUUGGCAGGGAUGAGGACAGCUGGGGCCUCUCCUACACAGGGCUCCUCCACCACAAGGGCGACAAGACAAGCUUCUCCUCGCGGUUCGGCCAGGGCUCCAUCAUUGGCGUGCACCUGGACACCUGGCAUGGGACACUGACCUUCUUUAAGAACAGGAAGUGCAUAGGUGUGGCAGCCACAAAGCUGCAGAACAGGAAGUUCUAUCCAAUGGUGUGCUCCACCGCGGCCAAGAGCAGCAUGAAGGUCAUCCGCUCCUGUGCCAGCGCCACCUCCCUACAGUACCUGUGUUGCCACCGCCUGCGCCAGCUACGACCCAACUCUGGGGACACGCUUGAGGGCCUGCCCUUGCCACCUGGCCUCAAGCAGGUGCUACAAAACAAGCUGGGCUGGGUCCUGAGCAUGAGCUGUGGCCACCACAAGUCCCCCAUGCCCUCACCCAAAGCCACGGUCAGUCCCAACAGCCCAGAGACCCGGCGCUGCCAGAGAAAACGCUGCCGAAGGACCUAACUUAUUUUCCAAUGAAAACUGCCUCCUGAGGCGAGGACAGCAUUUUCUCCAUCUUUUCCCUCAGGCCAUGCUCCAGAGUAACAGGAGAGGGAGGAGUUGGGCCAAGGUCUGUCUGGGCCGUCCCCCUGCCCUCAGAGGCUAGGUCAGGCCUUGCCGCAAGUUCAGAGGCCGCAGGCCCUGGGAUCCUGAGACCAGAACUGAAUCCAUCUGUUUCCUGUGCGGGGUAUGGCAGUGGCUGCUUCUCUCCUUGGAGUCUCUUAUGAGUGGCCACACCAGCUCUUCUGGACUGAGUCUGCUGGCCUGGAGGCUGUAGUCUGUGGCCUCAUCAGAUGUCACCUUUCCUGUAGCUGCCAGCCUUCGGGGACCUUGGGUUUGUCCUCACUUGCUUUGCAUGUUGUCAGUUGUUCCUCCUGUCUGAGACUGAAACGAUCGUAAUAAACUCUGAGUUUAUACC